Molecule: messenger RNA, 2165 nt
Organism: Neurospora crassa OR74A
Lineage: Eukaryota; Fungi; Ascomycota; Sordariomycetes; Sordariales; Sordariaceae
Product: AP-1 complex subunit mu
Exons: 4
Coding region: 393-1739 (448 amino acids)
Biological process (GO): vesicle-mediated transport; intracellular protein transport
Cellular component (GO): clathrin-coated vesicle; clathrin adaptor complex
Molecular function (GO): clathrin-cargo adaptor activity
Source: RefSeq, a predicted model, not a curated record
UGUCACCACUUGUCGCGACGUAUUGAUAGCGACAACUGCACACACUCGUCUUCAGUUGCAGGAUAGGUAUCGUGGCUUGCCCGCGCUACACCUUUGAUAAACAACAACGACUGUGAUACUUUGUUUGCAGUUCUUGACCCUCAGCUCCUCGACAGGAUUUCAACCACCUACGGCGCAUGUUAUAGCCCAUUGACGAACCGAGUUCGAACUCACUUUUGGCGCUCGCGCCUACCAUACUCGAUUACCCCCCCUAAUCGUAGCUUGCGCCUUGUAUUACCAGUGCCCCUCCUCCGUUUCCGUCAACACCUUCUCCUCGACCACGACGCCGACGACGACAACAACAACUCUCUACACUCAAUCUCCUCAGACAACAACAGACACCACAGCUUACCAUGGCGUCCGCCAUUUUCUUUCUAGAUCUCAAGGGCAAGACCCUCCUUGCCCGUAACUACCGCGGUGAUAUUCCCAUGUCGGCCGUCGAAAAGUUCCCUAUUCUAUUAAGCGAAGCCGAAGAAGAGUCGUCCGCCGUACCACCAUGCUUUUCCCACGAGGGUAUCAACUACCUCUACAUCCGCCAUAAUAACCUGUACCUUCUCGCCCUCACAAAACGCAACACCAACGCCGCCGAGAUCCUGCUCUUCCUGCACAAGAUCGUCGAGGUCUUCACCGAGUACUUCAAAGCGUUGGAAGAGGAAUCGAUCCGGGACAACUUCGUCAUCAUCUACGAGCUCCUGGACGAGAUGAUGGAUUUCGGCUACCCGCAAACGACCGAGUCCAAGAUCCUGCAGGAGUACAUCACCCAAGAGUCGCACAAGCUCGAAAUCCAAGCGCGCCCGCCCAUCGCCGUCACCAACGCCGUCUCAUGGCGAUCCGAAGGCAUCCGCUACCGCAAGAACGAAGUGUUCCUCGACGUGAUCGAAUCCCUCAACCUGCUGGUCUCGGCCAACGGCAACGUCUUGCGCUCCGAAAUCCUCGGCGCCAUCAAAAUGAAGUGCUACCUCUCCGGCAUGCCCGAGCUGCGCCUGGGCCUAAACGACAAAGUCAUGUUCGAGACCACGGGGCGCACCACGCGGGGAAAGGCCAUUGAGAUGGAAGACGUCAAGUUCCACCAGUGCGUACGCCUGUCGCGCUUCGAAAACGACCGCACCAUCUCCUUCAUCCCGCCCGACGGCGAGUUCGAGCUCAUGUCGUACCGCUUGAACACCCAAGUCAAACCCCUGAUCUGGGUCGAGUGCGUGGUCGAGUCCCACUCCGGUUCGCGAAUCGAGUACAUGCUCAAAGCGCGCGCGCAGUUCAAGCGCCGCUCGACGGCCAACAACGUGGAGAUCAUUGUGCCGGUCCCCGACGACGCCGACACGCCCCGGUUCCGGACGAACGUGGGGAGCGUGCACUACGCGCCCGAGAAGAGUGCCAUCGUGUGGAAGAUCAAGCAGUUUGGUGGCGGCAAGGAGUUUUUGAUGCGCGCGGAGCUGGGUCUUCCUAGUGUGAGGGGCGACGAUGAGCACGGCGGUGGCAUGACGGGUGGAUUUGGUGGCAGUAUGGGUGGUGUCGGUGCCCCCGGGAAAGGAGCCAAGAGGCCGAUUCAGGUCAAGUUUGAGAUUCCAUAUUUCACCACGAGUGGGAUUCAGGUGCGGUAUUUGAAGAUUACGGAGCCAAAGCUACAAUACCCCUCCUUGCCUUGGGUCAGGUACAUUACGCAGUCAGGAGAUAUCGCCGUCAGAUUGCCCGACGCGGUAUGAACGACGAGGACUUGGAUACGGGCAAGAAGAAGCCUUGUUUUUUUUCUUCAAAACAAACGACAGAUCGUGGAACAGAAAACCUACAAUUUACCUACCAGCUGGGUGGGGCAUGAAAGGGAGCGGCCGCAGAACAGGUAUUAAUUCUGGCUGCCUCAUUGAACACAUUGGCCUGUCCUCAGUCCCUGCCCCCAGGUCGACGAGAUAUGCCCUACCCAGAACGACAUCCCAGGUCGUGGCUCCGAUGUACAGAUGGGGUAAAAGGAGAGAAGAGACUUAUGGCGUAUGUAUAGUAAUGAUGGCCCUGACACGACAUGGAUGGACUAAGUAGAAGGGAGAAGCGGUUGGUUUAUAGGUAGAUGAUGCGUAGGUGCCACACACCGCAACAUGACGUCCAUGUCAAACAAUAUUCGAUAUAAUAUUUCUGCA